This is a messenger RNA of Plasmopara halstedii, 951 nucleotides long. Its product is annotated as tom1 protein. Gene Ontology annotation, molecular function: ubiquitin binding; phosphatidylinositol binding. Gene Ontology annotation, biological process: protein transport to vacuole involved in ubiquitin-dependent protein catabolic process via the multivesicular body sorting pathway. The coding region runs from base 1 to 951 and encodes 316 amino acids. NCBI's taxonomy places the organism in Eukaryota, Oomycota, Peronosporomycetes, Peronosporales, Peronosporaceae. The transcript has 2 exons. The record is from RefSeq and is a predicted model, not a curated record.
AUGACAAAAACAUUUUUUGUGUGGGCACCCAAAUUAUCACUUAUAAGUUCGAAAAAUAUGUCCGAGUAUGCGCAAGAGGUGGCGGAAUUGGAAGGUUUGGUGGCACGCGCGACGGAUUCGACUCUAGAAGGACCUGAAUGGGCACUCAACAUGGCACUAUGUGAUUGUGCAAAUGCACGUCGCCGGUAUUGCGAUGAUAUUGUGCGUUUCUUGCUGCAUCGUCUCCAGAGCGGUAACCCCAAAGUGACGCUCUUGGCGCUUGUGUUGACAGAGACACUGGUGAAGAACGGACCAUCUAAGAUUCACAGUCGAGUAGCGUCUAGAAACUUUUUGAAUCAGGUAGUUAGAGUUACAGAUGGUAGCUUGGGUGUAGACGUGCAGAAUCAAGCUUUGCUGUUGAUUCAACAGUGGGCAGAUGCUUUCAAAGGUGGGGCCUUUCAGCACGUGUAUAGACAGCUGAAGUUGCAAGGAGUUGCUUUUCCUGAGGUGGAACAUGAUGCUCCGGUCUUUACGCCGCCGUCGUCAAUAGAUUCUGUUCGUGAGGAGAACGUUUUGAGCUCCUCAGCAGGUGCUGGUCCUGUACGAAAGACAAGAGAGCUGCAAUUGCAGAAACUUCACGAUGAUUUAAAAGUGGUACAGCAAAAGAUCAAGGUGCUAAAGGAUUUAUACUUUCGCGGACAGACUGGAGAGGAACUGGACGAUAUCUUAGAUUUCUUGCGACAAUGCCAGCCGAGGAUGAACACUCUGAUUGAAGGAGGGAUCAUGGGCAAAAUUGACGAGCGGACUCUGGAAGAGUGCUUAACUGUAAAUGAUCAUCUCAUGAAGAGCUUAGAAGAGUGCAGUCAAAGCAAGAAAAAAGAAUUGAUUACUUGCGACUCACCACCUCAGGCACAUCAUACGGCAGGAAUGCAACAAAGAAUGGAAAUGAUCACUUUGAAUGAUGAAAAUUAA